Tachysurus vachellii is the source of this 621-nucleotide messenger RNA. RefSeq names its product olfactory marker protein a (gene ompa). The transcript has a single exon. The coding region runs from base 133 to 621 and encodes 162 amino acids. Gene Ontology annotation, biological process: signal transduction; sensory perception of smell. The record is from RefSeq and is a predicted model, not a curated record. Lineage: Eukaryota; Metazoa; Chordata; Actinopteri; Siluriformes; Bagridae.
UAGACUUAUUGCCCUCUGGGAGCAGACAGAGAGAACGGGCGGGGUAGCAAAAGUGUGGGGUAGAAAGAGGAGGAAAAGCAGAGAGCUGUCAGACAGACAUUCACACACAGCCACAGAGAAACUAUUUCAGCCAUGGCCUCGGAGAGCGAGAUUGAGCUAGAGUUCGCUGAGGACCUGCAGCUGACCGAGGUGAUGCGGCUGAGGGCUCAGUCUCUGCAGCAGCGUGGCCAGAAGAGGCAAGACGGUGAACGUUUGCUUCUACCCCAUGAGGCAGUAUACCGGCUGGACUUCACCGAUCAGGAACUGACCUUUUCUCACUGGAACGUGACCCUGACCGGAGCAGGCCGCCUUUCCAUUACAGGUAUCUCCCAGCUGUGGACGCCUGACCUCACCAACCUGAUGACGCGCCAGCUUCUGGAGCCAACGGGCCAGUUUUGGAGAUCGGCUGGUGACCCAGAGGAUGCGCCCAUUAAAUGCCUAGAGGCUGACAUCCAGGAGUUUGGAGAGAGGAUCGCUGAGCUGGCCAAGGUCAGAAAGGUCAUGUACUUCCUGUUCGCAUUCAAGGAGGGAGUGGAGAAAGACGGCGUAAAGUGCUCGGUGGUGUUCGAGAGGAACGCCUAG